GUUCUCUCUCUUAUAACUGCAAAUUCUUCGGCUGCGUCGCCCAGUCACAGUCACAGUCUAAUAAUGAAAGCGGCGUCUUCUUUGUUGCUCGUUCUUGCACUUGCUGCUUGCGCAUAUGCAGCCUCCUCUAGAAAAUCUUCGAAAUCAAAAAGCGAAGAUGAUGCUCUAACGUCAGACGAAUGUCCCGAACCGAACGGCUUCUUUGCUGAUGCAGAACAAUGUGAUAAGUACUACCAAUGCGAAGAAGGUGCCAUAACUGAGAAACUAUGUCCUGAUGGUAUGGUUUUCAACGAUUACAGCACUGAAUAUGAAAAAUGUGAUUUACCCUUCAAUAUUGAUUGUAGUGCAAGACCUAAACUGCAAACUCCACAACCAACUGAACAUUGUCCUAGGAAACACGGAUAUUUUGCGCACGAAGAAAAAAAUAUUUGCGACAAAUUCUACUACUGUGUCGAUGGAAAAUACAACAUGAUCAUUUGUCCAAACGGUUUGGUUUAUAACGAGAAAGCUGGCAUUUGCUCAUGGCCAGAUGAAGCUAAAAGGAAAGGAUGUACAUCAGAAGAAGUUUUCCAAUUCCAAUGUCCAAAAGUCAACGAAUCUGAAGCCGCUACUCAUCCCAGAUACGCUGAUCCAGAAGACUGUCAAUUCUUCUAUGUGUGUAUUAAUGGGGACACGCCCAGAAGGAAUGGUUGUAAGCUAGGUCAAGUUUUUGAUGAUGUCGUCAAAAGGUGUGACUGGGCAAGGAAUGUACCUGAAUGUGCUGAUUGGUACAAAGGUCGUCUGACAGACCAACAAUUGAAAGACUUGGAAAAUCCCCCCACUCCCAAACCUAAAGCCACCAAAGUUUCGAAGCGAAGAAACAGGCCUCGUCCUCAACCGGCUGCCAUAGACGAAGAAUUGGUUAGAUGAAUACAAGACUUAACAAAUUACAUAUGUUAAUAUAAUAUAAAUGUUAAUGUUUAGUGUUUUUUAAUAAUAAACGGUCUGUUUUAGGACAAUAAAAUGAGGAUUUAUUUAUUUGUCCAUUAAUUAUAAUUUUUCUGUUACUAUUUUCUUAAAUUUAAAGUAGAUCAACAUGUUCAAGAUAUGGUAGUUAGAUGU
Molecule: messenger RNA, 1101 nt
Organism: Sitophilus oryzae (rice weevil)
Lineage: Eukaryota; Metazoa; Arthropoda; Insecta; Coleoptera; Curculionidae
Gene: obst-B
Product: protein obstructor-E
Exons: 5
Coding region: 64-909 (281 amino acids)
Cellular component (GO): extracellular region
Molecular function (GO): chitin binding
Source: RefSeq, a predicted model, not a curated record